CCAACUCCCAGCGUGCUCAGCGCGGCGGUGCAGGGGCGGUUGGAGCCCGGCUCCCGGCGCGCCGGAUGCUGAGGACCCGCGCGGCGGCGGCGGCGGCGACGACGGCGUUGGCGGCGGCGCUGCGCCGGGGCUCCGCCAUGGCCGAGGGCCCCGUGGCCCGCGCCAUCCGCGCCAAGCUGCGGGCGGCCCUGCAGCCCAGCUACCUGCAGGUGCUCGACGAGAGCCACCGGCACGCCGGCCCCCCCGGCGCCGAGAGCCACUUCGCCGUGGUGGUGGUGAGCGGGCGCUUCGCCGGGCUGCCGCCGCUGCAGCGGCACCGCUUGGUGCACGGCGCCCUGCGCGCCGAGCUCGCCGGCCCCGUGCACGCCCUCUCCGUCGUCGCCCGCACCCCCGAGCAGUGGGACGCCGACCCCCGCGUCCCCCCCAGCCCCGCUUGCCUGGGGGGGUCCAAGCACGAGCGCCGCGGGGCAGAGGCGCCCGGCGGCCCGGCCGCAUCCUGACCGCCCCCUCCUGCCCGUUCCCGCGCCGCUGCAGCCCCCAACCCGGCUCCGAGGCUGCUGCAGGUUUGGUUGGGGGAACUUGUUUCUUCUCGCGGCUUUGGAGCCGUUCUGCUGCUCCUUUUCCCCCAAAAUAUUCAAAAUAAACCGCUCGCACCGCC
This is a messenger RNA of Rhea pennata, 658 nucleotides long. It is a transcript of the gene BOLA1, whose product is annotated as bolA family member 1. Gene Ontology annotation, cellular component: mitochondrion. The coding region runs from base 66 to 500 and encodes 144 amino acids. Lineage: Eukaryota; Metazoa; Chordata; Aves; Rheiformes; Rheidae. The transcript is spliced from 2 exons. The record is from RefSeq and is a predicted model, not a curated record.